AUGGGCUAUCUUGUGCUUGCGGUCGCCGCGGCCGUGACUUAUGGCGUCGUGGUUUGCGUCUAUCGUCUCUAUUUUAGCCCGCUGGCCAAGUUUCCAGGACCCAAGAUUGCUGCUGUCACUUCAUGGUACAACGGCUAUCAUGACCUCGUUAGCGGUGGUCAAUACAUCUGGGUCAUCGAGGAGAUGCACCGCAAGUAUGGCCCAAUUGUACGAACCCGCCCGGAUACGAUUCACGUCAACGACCCAGCCUUCAUAGAGAAGCUCUACUCGCAAUCGCCCAAGCACCGACGGGAACGACACAGUACCAUUCUGGGGACGAUGCAGGCCGAUGGUUCUAUCCUGGCAACCAAGGACCACGACCUCCAUCGUCGACGUCGCGCUGUUCUCAAUCCAUUCUUUUCGAGCCAGAAUGUAAGACGUCUGUCUCCGGUCAUCAAUGGCAUCCUGUUCAAUCUUUUACGUCGAAUGGAAGGCUGGGCUAAAGCCGGGCAGCCUGUUAAGCUGAACAGCGCAUACAGAGCUGCUACUAAAGACGUCAUCCAAGCUUAUGCUCUCGGAGAUGGAGAGAUGUGUCUUGACAUGGAAGACUGUAACGCAGCCUUCUUCGACGUCUUCACCCCGCAACGGGUCUGCCAUUUGGGCACUCAUGCGUUCUGGUUGGCGUACCUAAUGGCAAAUCUGCCUCCUGUGAUUAUGACUACCCUUCUCCCUCGAGUUGGCGUGUUUGCGACAUUCAUGAUUAAUCUGAAUGCAGAGAUCGAUCAGAUUAAGCAAACCGACAAGCUGCCAGAGGGCAAGACAAUCUUCCACGAGAUUCUUCGCAGCGACAUCCCUAGUUCUGAAAAGGAGACCUUACGUCUUGCGGACGAGGCCAUGGUCUUGGUCAUUGCCGGGUCAGAGACAACAGCUUCUACCUUGGCUGCCAUCACGUACCAUUUGCUCGCUGACCCGAGUCUCAUGACACGACUGAGAGUUGAACUUGAAAGAGUUAUGCCUGACGUCAACGAAAUCCCGGAUCCUUCCACCCUGAAUGGGCUACCGUUUCUCAACGCCUUGAUCCAAGAAGCUAUUCGUCUCUAUCCUGGCGCCUCCCACCGCCAAGAUCGAGUUGCCCCCGACGAAGAUCUCGUCUACCAGCGCCCGGACGGCCAAACCUUUGUUAUACCUGCUGGGACAGGCGUCGGAAUGACGGCACCGCUGGUCAACCGCAAUCCCGAUCUUUACCCCAAUCCACUGGAAUUCCGCCCUGACCGGUACCUCGAGAACCCUGGUCUCGCCGCCUACCAGUUUGCCUUUUCCAAGGGAACCCGACAGUGUAUCGGUAUCAACUUGGCAUAUCAAGAACUACAGACGUUUGUCGCUGGCAUAUUUCGCAAAUACGACGUGUAUGUUGCGUCAAAGGAUAAGCAGAGCGGUCCGACGAUGGAGCUGUAUAAGACGAAGGAGGAGGAUGUGGCCAUUUACUCGGAUUACGUGACAUUUGGUCAGUACCCGGGCAGCCAAGGAUUGAGGGUUAUCAUUCGGGAGUAA
Messenger RNA from Fusarium vanettenii 77-13-4, 1530 nucleotides. RefSeq lists its product as uncharacterized. The record is from RefSeq and is a predicted model, not a curated record. Gene Ontology annotation, molecular function: oxidoreductase activity, acting on paired donors, with incorporation or reduction of molecular oxygen; heme binding; monooxygenase activity. Bases 1 to 1530 code for a protein of 509 amino acids. Lineage: Eukaryota; Fungi; Ascomycota; Sordariomycetes; Hypocreales; Nectriaceae. The transcript is spliced from 3 exons.